This is a messenger RNA of Monosiga brevicollis MX1, 2843 nucleotides long. RefSeq lists its product as uncharacterized. NCBI's taxonomy places the organism in Eukaryota, Choanoflagellata, Craspedida, Salpingoecidae. Bases 1 to 2730 code for a protein of 909 amino acids. The transcript is spliced from 10 exons. The record is from RefSeq and is a predicted model, not a curated record.
AUGCGGAUGGUCAUAAGAGAAUGUGUAGCCUUUGACACGCUUUGCGAUUUUGUUUGUAUCGUCACUGGUUUCUACUCCUGUCCUUCGGCUCUGGGUCCGUCUCUGUCUGUCACUCUCUUUCUCUCUGUCUCUCUGUCUGUCUCUCUCUGUCUCUCUGUCUCUCUGUCUCUCUGUCUCUCUGUCUCUCUGUCUCUCUGUCUCUCUGUCUCUCUCUGUCUCUCUGUCUCUCUGUCUCUCUCUGUCUCUCUCUGUCUCUCUGUCUCUCUGUCUCUCUGUCUCCCUGUCUCCCUGUCUCUGUGUGUCUGUCUCUCUGUCUCUCUGUCUCUCUGUCUCUCUCUCUCUCUCUCUCUCUCUCUCUCUCUCUCUCUCUCUCUCUCUCUCUCUCUCUCUCUGUCUCUCUGUCUCUCUGUCUCUCUGUCUCUCUGUCUCUCUGUCUCUCUGUCUCUCUGUCUCUCUCUGUCUCUCUGUCUCUCUGUCUCUCUCUGUCUCUCUCUGUCUCUCUGUCUCUCUGUCUCUCUGUCUCUCUGUCUCUCUCUCUCUCUGUCUCUCUGUCUCUCUGUCUCUCUGUCUCUCUGUCUCUCUGUCUCUCUGUCUCUCUGUCUCUCUGUCUCUCUCUGUCUCUCUGUCUCUCUGUCUCUCUCUGUCUCUCUGUCUCUCUGUCUCUCUCUGUCUCUCUGUCUCUCUGUCUCUCUGUCUCUCUGUCUCUCUGUCUCUCUGUCUCUCUCUGUCUCUCUCUGUCUCUCUGUCUCUCUCUGUCUCUCUGUCUCUCUGUCUCUCUGUCUCUCUCUCUGUCUCUCUGUCUCUCUGUCUCUCUGUCUCCGAGCCACGCCAUGGCACGGGCUCGAGCCUGGCGCCGCACCGAAACUCUCGCCCCGCCCCAUCAUCAUGGAGACCAGUGCCUCUUCUUCCUUUGUUCCCUACGUCGAACGCAGUCUCAGCUCAUCGCCCGACUCGACUGAUGACCUUGGCCCUUCCCCUCGACCUCACGACGAGGAUGAGGCCAUCCUAAGCACAGAAUCCAACGCCAGUCCCGAAAUGAAUGAAGCGCGCCUCGUCCCCCGUCACCCCGAUGCAACUGCUGCCCGAUCUUUGGACCUGAAAACGACCCACCCUUCUGCCUCCACCAGCCGUCACACCAACUUGGCAUCGUCUACCCCCGGCGCUGCCCAGCCCCUCGCUGACAAAACCAACGAGCCUCAUCGCCGACAAAGUGCCUCGUCAUCUUCAAACCCGGCACAAAACGGGUCUGACACUGAUCACGUCACCUGCAAUGGCACCCCACGAGCCAAGCGCGCCAAAACUGCCCCAAUCACCGCGCCCUCCCCACAGAGGGUCGCCGAGCAAGAGAUUGAUCCCGAUGCUGGUGCCGUCAGUCAACCUACAAACAACCAGGCCAGCUCACAUCAAACUGCUUCACGCCCCACGGCCGACCGCACCCCCCUCUGCAGCCGUGCUGUCCCCUUGGAUCGCCGUCAUGCUUCCUUUGGCUCAAGUCACGGUACAGAUGAAACUACAGCCAAGCCCUCCUCACAGCACCAACACGUUACCGCUACCCCAACCGCUGCGCAGGACGCUCCCGUCGCGACGACCAGCGACUCCGUGGCCGUGGCUGUGACAGAGGUUCAAGACUCACGACUUGAUGACCGGGCCCGACUCUUGGCCAAGAUGGUGGCCAACAUUCAAGUCCCCGCCGUCACCCAAACGGCUCAACUCUCUGCUUCCCAGCAGCUGACACCAGAUUCAAAUGCCAUCAACCGCCAACCCCCCGCCGAGGGCAACAACAACGCCCCACACUUUACCCCGCGCCUCGUGGCCCCCGCGCCCGAAGCGGCCAACGAACCCCCCGUGCGCCACUGGAUCCAUGAUGCCGGUCGUGCCACCCUCAAUGGCGUCAACCAAACACAAAUCUUUACCGCCCUGCUCGGAGAAGAGCCCACAUUUCGUCCCCGUGGUGCCGUCGUUGGUGACAUGACUUCACACCAGCGUCGCAUCAUUAUCAGCUGGCUGUUUGAGCUUCAGGCAAGCCUUCGCCUCGAAAAUGAGACGAUUCAUAUCGCUAUCAACAUAUUCGACCGCAACCCCCUUGUCUGCUUGAGAGAAUGUGUGAUAUCCCCGCAACAGUGGCUUAACGACAUGACUCCAAAACCCCUCACAUCCAUCAGAUUUGCUUCGGAAAUUUACAUUGAGACCAACGAACUGCAACUGGUGGCUGCCGCUGCAUGUUGGACCGCCUCCAAGCUGGAAGAGCUAUCGGUACCAGCCAUGAGCGACUUCCUCAACGCGUGCGAGGACCAGUACAACCCUGAUCAAUUCCGCAUGGUCGAAAUCUCUCUCAUUGGCCAGUUUCCAGAUCUUCUGGCUCCCUUUGGCUUGACUUUUGUCAAAAUGUUUGCCAAUGUGCUGCGAAUGAGCCCCGUGGCUGAGGAAAUUGCCCAAUUCUAUUUCCACGUCGCUAUGCUGUCCCCCGAGUUUUCCUUCCGCUCCAGGGCCUCCGUGGCUGCGGCAGCCGUCUGUCUGGCCCUUGAUGCCCUUCGACCCAAUCAACGAGACGAGUAUUCCCAGAGCGAACUGAUCAACGCUGUGGGUACCUACGCUUCGCACUUUCGCAUUCCAGAGCGUUCGAUCCAGUAUACCGUGACGGAAAUUCGUGAGGAAUUGCGCAACAUGCACGGUGAUCAUCCGAUUGCGCGAAAACACCACCAAGCCUAUUUUCGUCUUUUGCGCCCAUGAGGCCACUCGCAAUGAUCCGAUCUUUUGACGGGGCUUACCCCCGACAGGCCUGAACUCAGCCAUGUGGACUACUGGGCUCCCCACCUGGGCGAGAUGCCCACCGUCUCUUCUCG